UAGUGAAAACGGUACAAGAAGCAAAGAAAAGCAGUACCAAGUGAAAGAGGUGCUCCCAAAUAGAGACAGUGAAUUGUGUAUGAUAGGAGCAAUUAGAGGAAGAAAGAGACGCUGAGAGUGAGUGCCACGAAGCACGGGAGGUGUGUGGGGUGUCGAUCAACUGACACCCACGCGGAUGAAAAUUUGCUUCCUACACAACAGCAGCAACAGUUCCAGGACUAACGUUGGAAAAAGUGGAAAAUUCGUAUUAAUACAAAUCAUAGUGCAAUAGUGAAGUGAUAGAAUAGAAGGGAAGCAAAAUUCUCCCUCACAAGUAAUAAAAUCUCAGUGAAUAAACUCCCUUUAGACAGCAUUGCUUUGGACUACUCUGCAAAAUUAAUUCAGUGUGCAAAAGCCAGUUCCAAAUACUUCAGUGUGUUGAUUUUCUCUGGAUAAAAUCUAAUUAGGAGUCACAUCCUGGUGCACAAUCAACAAUCAUGCUGACCGUUUUGUUGCCCCUGUUUGGUUUAAUGGCUCUCGGUAGCGCGUCGCUUAGCUAUCCGAUAUUCGGCACUAAGCGGUAUACUCGAGCGAAUCUACUUCCAGCCAACGACUACGGAAGCUCCCUAACGGUACCGUUGUACUCACCCGUUCCCCAGUACUACGAAAAUCAGCCGCAGUACGUGCCAAUGCAGUCCUACUCGGUAGGGCCUGCCGCAUCGGAUUACUACGACGAUAGCAGCUACUAUAAUAGCAAUUACUUCUACGUUCCACCGGUGCAGCGGCGGCAUCAGCGGUUCGAUCGGUACCCAUCGUACGGCCUACCAACAUUCCAAGGAGAAUACAAACCAACACCGUACUACUAUGCGCACGCACCCAGUUACAGCUACUCGGACGACCGAGAGUCCAACAAUCCCCUGGAUGACCUUCACGAGGAAAUGCUCCAGGAAGAUGAACGCGAACGUGCGCGGGAUUACAUGCCCGUGGGUCAAGAACAAUGGUAUGAAAGUCCUUCGCGUCAUCCCGCUGACAAUGCAUUCCUCCGUAAUCUCAUCAUGUACAAUAAUCAGAUGAACUCGCUUCGCAAUAAACAGUUCGAAUCAAAUGAAGACUACGAGGAAUACGAAGACGCUGAGCCAGAAUACUACGACGCCCCUUACGCAGAAAACCGGAACACCUACAGCGGCUAUGUAAAUCCGUAUACCGGAAGCAGCCAGAGCAAUAGCCUCAACAGCAACAGCCGUAGUACAUUGAACAAGAUAACCAGCUUACGAAACAGCAUGGCCAAGAACGCCGUCGAAGAUGACGAAGAAGUCCAAGAGCUGAAGUCCCUCAUCCACCAACAAAAGAACAGCCGUUUGCUUCAACAACAACAACAAGCUCAAACACACUUUUCCGAACAGCAAACCCCUGCCCCAAUUGCCGACCUCAAGCAACAUCAGCAACGCUCCUUAUCCAACGACUACCAGCAGUACACCAAUAGCGACAGCUGGCAACGUGAUAGCCCCGCUUACAACACCUACGACUACGACAACGACAAUGACAACGAGUACGACGACAGCUGGAGCCAUUGGGAACGCAAACGCAACCUCCAACCCAAAAAGCUCAUACUUUCAGCAAUCGCUGCGGCAACCACUACACCACACGUUCAACAAACCAUCACCACCACCACCACAACUACCACCGAAAAGCCCAAGGUUGAAAUCAUUCAGGGACGCAAUGGGCAGAAGGAGGUGGUGCUACCGCGGCCGGCUUUACCGGUGCGAAAUCCGUUCGCCAACGUAGCAGCAACCGGACUGCAGCAGCAGCAACAGCAGAAGACCGCAUUCCGGCCGCAACCUGUCGAUGGAGUGGCGGUGCAAGGCAAGCCAUCACCGUCAGUGGCGGCGUCAUCGCCAUCGAACAAAAGUGUGUACGAUACGAUCAAGAAGAUCAUCGAUAUGCAGCAGAACCUGGAGGACGCGGAUCUGAGGCAACAACUAGACAGUCAACGACAUAAGGGAACCCGUGUUCACAAGCGAUUCGUCUCGACGGCCGAAUCGCUAGUCCAGCAGUUGGAUGGCCUGAAACGAACAGCGUAAAUAUGCUCCUGGGAUGAAAGAAUCACUCAAACAAGGCUCUAAUUUCUCCCAAAGUUGCUCCAAACCUAUCUUCCACUUCAUCUACCCCACUCUACCUUGUUUCUCUCUAAAUUAAGACGCGAUUCUCGGUUUCCUCCCAUCAGAAUCACAAUCCACAACCCAUUCUCACGCACGUAUUUCCAUUUCUCUCGAAUUACCGCGCCAUCCAAAAGCGCGCUGGAAAUAGUUCAAUUUUAUAAAAACAGAAAAACAAAUUGGUGAUAGUUAUUAUGGAUGUGUGGUUUGUUUUAAAAAGAAUUUCUUUGUAGGACAAAAUUUGUUCAAACUAAAUAAUUUACAGAGCUACAAAUAAUAAGAAAACUAAAUGUGAAACAUUCAUACAUACACACAUACUGAGACACAAAAGAGAACACUGAUUGAGACUGAAUUUAUGUAAAUAAUUAUAAAAAUGAGUAUAAACAAAG
Armigeres subalbatus is the source of this 2524-nucleotide messenger RNA. RefSeq lists its product as uncharacterized. The record is from RefSeq and is a predicted model, not a curated record. The coding region runs from base 477 to 2060 and encodes 527 amino acids. NCBI's taxonomy places the organism in Eukaryota, Metazoa, Arthropoda, Insecta, Diptera, Culicidae. The transcript has 3 exons.